GCCUCUCGCUGCUUUUAGCUUUCUUGCAUUAUACUUAAAAUAUAGGAUGAAGAUUUUGAUUAUUGUGGGUGUACUGGCUGUCGUGGCGGUGGCUUACGGUUUUGAAGUGGCCGCAGUGGUAAAAUUCAGAAAUGACCUCAGUCGAUGCUCUAAAGAUAUGGAUGAAUUAUCGAGUAAUCCGAGUAUCGAUAAUUUACAUUGCGUAAUGAUCAAGGAUGGUAAGAUGCUUAAGCCGAAUGGCGAAUACGACCCGAAAGUAGCUUUAAAGAGACUUGCGGAUUUGAUGUCCGAUUCAGGCAGAGUAGAAGUGGCGCAUGCGCUAUUUAACAAAUGCUACAAAGAAGCGGUUGACAGUGGAGUCAUCGGCGCCGAGCAAACAAAACAAGUUCUCACUUGCAGCAAGGCAAUCUUAUAUAUGGUCGACAAAAUAAAUUAAAAGCGCAAUCCAAAGAUUUUUCUUUAAGUAAAGUAUAUAUAAAACGUUUUCUGUCUAA
Messenger RNA from Dinoponera quadriceps, 494 nucleotides. RefSeq lists its product as uncharacterized. Lineage: Eukaryota; Metazoa; Arthropoda; Insecta; Hymenoptera; Formicidae. The coding region runs from base 47 to 436 and encodes 129 amino acids. The transcript has 5 exons. The record is from RefSeq and is a predicted model, not a curated record.